Molecule: messenger RNA, 2288 nt
Organism: Passer montanus (Eurasian tree sparrow)
Lineage: Eukaryota; Metazoa; Chordata; Aves; Passeriformes; Passeridae
Exons: 3
Coding region: 1-1575 (524 amino acids)
Molecular function (GO): DNA binding
Source: RefSeq, a predicted model, not a curated record
AUGGCUUGUGCACGACUGGGUGCAAAGCCCCAUGAGGACUUCAUGGCAGCUAGAGGUGUGGGAGACUGCUCUGAGUCACCAUCGGAGCCGCAGAGGGGCCGGGCCGGGUGGGUGGGGGUCGCUAAAGGCCGGGUGGAGGCUUUUAAGGCACGGAACUGCCCGUGCCGUUACACCGCCCGCAGACCUCGGCCCGCAUGGAGCUCGCCAGCCUCCCCUCGGCCAGCCUGGCCCCCAGCCCCGGACCCGCCGGUGAGCCGCGCCGGGCGGGCAGGAGCCGGGGGUCUUGGGGGCCGUGGUGGCGGUGGCUGUAUUGGUGGCGGUGUUGGUGGUGGCGGUGUUGGUGGUAGCUGUGUUGGUGGCGGUGUUGGUGGUGGCGGUGUUGGUGGCGGCCUUGGGGCAGGAGCACGCUGCCGGGUCCCGCUGACCGCCGCUGCCCGUUCUCUCCCCGCAGGCGAGCCCCGGGCGCGCCCCGCCGGCCCCAGCUCGGGGCGGGAGGGCGGCCGGCGCAAGAGAACCACCUUCAGCAAGGGGCAGCUGGAGCUGCUGGUCCGCGCCUUCGAGAAGGAGCCGUACCCCGGCAUCGCCCUGCGGGAGCAGCUCUCCAGCCUCACCAACAUCCCCGAGUCCCGCAUCCAGGUGUGGUUCCAGAACCGGAGAGCCCGGCAGCUAAACCACAAGAAGUGCGAGGCCGCCGCCUACGCCAGGCCGAGCAAGCCGAAGCCGCCCCGGUGCGCUGGCCAGGAGCUCCCCCGGGCGCAGCAGGGCCCGGGGACGGAGCGGAGCCUCCUCUGCCCGCAGCCCGGCCUGCCAGGAGGGAGCCAGAGCUUCGGUGGUCAGCCGCCGUUCUACUCGGGGCAGCUGUACUCAAGGCUCGACAUGCAUUUCAGGAGCUUGGAUAACACUUUUGGAGCGCUGGGUCAGAGCCCAGCUGACUUCGGUUUGGACUGUUCGGGAAGAGGGCUCCCAUCAGGUGCGGGAAGCGUGGGGAGUGCCCCUCCGUUCUCGCUCCCUGUGCAGCAGGCACAGGAGUAUCCGCACCUGAAGAAAUCCUUUCCUGAAGGCUGCUACUCAGAUGCAGAUGUUUUCCAGCCUUGUACAGAUCACCAGUACCCAGCGGCUAAGGAGAACACGUACAGGAAGCCUGUCUUAAACUACUGCAGUGCUAACCAGGGCCUGGGUGUUGAGAACUGUUUGUAUGCCAAGUCAAGCACUUCUCCCUUUGGGAAGGGCUCCACUUUCAGUUUUGAUGGGGGGGAACCUAAGCCUGAGCCCGAGCAGAUGAGGCACAGUUCACCUCUGCUUGCAGCUAGUAAUGGCAGUCCUCCUUUGGUACUUCCAAAGCAUGAAGGGGGGUAUCAAAAUGCACUUGCCACUCCAGCCCCAUUGUAUGAGCAGCAGCUGCUGGAGUCAGUAAAUGACUAUGACUCUCACUGGCUGGGCAUGAGAAAUGAAAUUUUGGGAAUAGGGUUAGAUUUGCUGUUGGAGAAUGAGCAAAAUGUGGAGCAAGGUCAGACAAAAAGUUACCUUUCUGCUUUUGGUGGCCAGAAUUCAGUCUGUCAUUUGGGUCAGACAUGAAACUGGCAGUGGGUCCACUUGCCUGGUGGAAAAUGAAUGUGAUUUUUUUUUUUCUCAGUUGCCAGUGUUGUCUGAAGUGGCUAGAGGUUUUGCAGGUCUAGGUGCAGAGUGCUUGCUCUGAGUUUCGUGCCCUGUAUGGAAGGGAACGAAAGAUAAGCCAUGUUAGGAAGGGCUACCUGCUGCAUCUGAGCUGCCUCCCCAGCCCAAGCCAUCCUGCACCAGCCCCUUGCAGCAUUCCUGCAUGGUUGUGGGCAGCCUAACAUUAACCUGUGUGCAUCGGCUGAUCUGCACAAGUGUGCCAGCACUGGAGAGUGCUGUGUGUUCAGACUGUGCUGGGUUAAUUCUGCCAGGAGGCUUAGCACUAGGGUGGUGUUUUUGUGGCAUUACUCUACUGAGUUUUGUUUCUAUUCCGGUCUUUAUUCACUUAUUUUAACUUAAGGAAUCCUAGAUGACAGACUUAUUUAUAGCUUUUAGUUGAGCAAGCAUUAACACAAGAGGGGUACAAGCAUGGGGAAAGCAGCCUUGGUGGUGGCAGGGGACAUCUCACUGGGUGUGUUUGCAUUUUAGGUAUGUUCCUCAUAAAGAACACUAAUGGUCUUUUCCUGGGUACUUAAUAUAUAGUGUUUUCAUUUAAAAAUGACCACAGUCUUUUAAAAGGCAAUAUUUUUGUGAUUUUAUUUUGUGUAAUUUGUUUGCAAAUUGUCUUUUUUUUU